AGGUGUCUGCUAAAAUGAUGUUGGCAUAUUACUGGGUAAAUUAGGUAAUCUUACUCUUCAAAAGCUUUUACAACUUGAAAUUUUGUUGAAAAAAGAUGUUAAAUGAGCAGAAAUUGCAACCAAGAAAUUGCAAAAGCAUGUACCACUGUCCCCUAAAUGUUCCUGUACAUGUGGUCGCGGAAGAGAAACAACAGCUCGAAAUGACUCAUUUCUAGUAGUGGAAUGACUAAAGAAUCGCAAAGCAUCUAGCAGACAGCUACAAGGGAGGUUGGAACAGCGUUGUUGCAGUUAGUUCGAGAACUGUAAGAAGACGACUUUGAAUUCUGGACUUCAAAGCUUGCACGCCUUUGAAAAAGCAAAAGUUGACCAAACAAAGCAAAAGCGACAAAAAUGGGCCAAACCGCUUCAAAAAUGAUUCAAAGAAGACUGAGAGCGCGUAAGAAGCGCAAGUUUUAUUUUCAUGAGGAUUUUUCAGAAAAAUUGCGUCUACAUUAGUUUUGCUGUGUUUUCUGCGUUUUUCUGUGUUUUAUUUAGUUGGUUUUUAGCAAGGACUACAUCAUCCUUUGCUGUGACAAGCAAUCUAUAUGUCCGCCGAUUACCUGGUGAAAAGAUGUGGGAAGAAUGCAUUAUUCAACGAGUCAAACUUCCCACUCAGGUCAGAUAUGGAGCUCUAUGAGCAUCUACGGAACUGGUCAGCUCUCCAUCUUCCAGGGUAACAAGAACCAGCAGCAGAACAGAGAACUAUUGGAGAACCAACUGAUCCCUCAGCUGUGUGAAUGGUCAAAGGAAAAAGGCUUUACGGUGACUGGAGGCUUCAUUUGCAUGCACGACAGUGCUCCGUGUCACAAUAAGCGUGAAGGUACCCAUUUUCUUGAGGGUUGUGAUAUAGAAUUGUUACUAUGACCUGAUAAUAUUCCUGACAUAAAACCAAUAAAGAGUUUAUGGGCAAUCCUAAAGGCAGAGAUAAAGAAAACGAUUAAUACAAACAAGCAACUGCUCCUUGAACAAAUUGUAGCGACCUUGGCUCGCAAUGAAAGCAUGAGUGAACUUUGCAUAAAGCUCAUUCACCCCAUGCCUUUGUGUGUUAACUCCUUAAAAAUUGCCAAAAGAUCAUUUACGAAAUACCAAC
Molecule: messenger RNA, 1129 nt
Organism: Dicrocoelium dendriticum
Lineage: Eukaryota; Metazoa; Platyhelminthes; Trematoda; Plagiorchiida; Dicrocoeliidae
Source: the annotation of a GenBank genome assembly